Asparagus officinalis (garden asparagus) is the source of this 1490-nucleotide messenger RNA. Its product is annotated as beta-ureidopropionase. Bases 1 to 1128 code for a protein of 375 amino acids. The record is from RefSeq and is a predicted model, not a curated record. Gene Ontology annotation, molecular function: beta-ureidopropionase activity. The transcript is spliced from 6 exons. NCBI's taxonomy places the organism in Eukaryota, Viridiplantae, Streptophyta, Magnoliopsida, Asparagales, Asparagaceae.
AUGGAUUCUAGGCAGGAGGUUAGCCGUUUGCUACUUGGGUUGAACUGUGGACGGCCUCUUGAGCGCAUACAUCUACCAGAGGUUGCGACCUCGCUCUCUGCAAAGCAUGAUUUUGACAUGCAGGCCUUUUCCUUCAAUGCUGAGGAGGAGUCAUUGCGGCAACCACGAGUUGUUCGUGUUGGUCUUAUUCAGAACUCAAUUGCUCUUCCAACUUCUGCACUCUUUUUGGACCAGAAGAGGGCCAUCAUGGAGAAAGUGAGACCCAUGAUUGAAGCAGCUGGUGCAGCUAGAGUCAAUAUCCUGUGCUUGCAGGAGGCGUGGAUGAUGCCAUUUGCCUUUUGUACCCGAGAGAAAAGAUGGUGUGAAUUUGCUGAACCUGUUGAUGGAGAGACGAUUCAAUUUCUUCAGGAGCUUGCUCAAAAGUAUAACAUGGUUAUUGUGAGUCCAAUUCUAGAAAGGGACUUGAACCAUGGAGAAACUAUAUGGAACACUGCUGUAAUUAUAGGGAAUCAUGGAAAUAUAAUUGGCAUCCAUCGAAAGAAUCAUAUUCCAAGAGUUGGGGAUUUUAAUGAAAGCACAUACUAUAUGGAAGGGAACACUGGGCAUCCAGUCUUUGAAACCACUUUCGGAAAGAUUGGAGUAAAUAUUUGUUAUGGAAGACAUCAUCCUUUAAACUGGUUAGCAUUUGGACUCAAUGGAGCUGAGAUUGUUUUCAAUCCCUCUGCAACAGUAGGAGAACUGAGUGAACCAAUGUGGCCAAUUGAGGCUCGUAAUGCUGCCAUAUCAAACAGUUAUUUUGUGGGAUCAAUCAAUCGAGUUGGUACAGAGGUCUUCCCAAAUCCUUUUACUUCUGGUGAUGGGAAGCCCCAGCAUCCAGAUUUUGGUCACUUUUAUGGAUCAAGCCAUAUCUCGGCCCCGGAUGCAUCUUGCACCCCAUCUUUAUCUCGCUACAGAGACGGCUUGCUUGUUUCUGACAUGGAUCUUAACCUCUGUAGGCAGUUAAAGGACAAAUGGGGUUUCAGAAUGACUGCUCGCUAUGAUAUGUAUUCUAAGUUAUUAUCUCAAUAUUUGAAACCAGGGUUUAGUCCUCAAGUGAUUGUCGACCCAGCAUUGGGUAAACGAGUGUAGACUCAGCGGAUGAGAAGGGCUAGAAUCUCAAAAAGAAAGUAAUGUAAUUCUUGCAAUUCAGAUCGUACAUUAUCGUGAAUAUGAAAGGCCCUGUUCCCUUCAUGUGUUAACCAACAGAUAAGUAACUGUAAUUUCAUGGCAAUAAUGUGCACUUGGUCAAGUGGGUGGCUGCGUAAAAAGUUUCAGGAUGUUUGUGUUCUUGCAAGCUCUGUGGAAAUAAAGGUGUGUAUCUGGACUCGGGAAAUUUUAUAAAAUUUCUUUGUUUAUCGAUUUGUAUUGUUGCUUUUGCUAGAAACUUUUAUUACCUUGUUUUUGUGGGCCCUUCUGGUUGAUAAUGGUGACUGAGAAUCUGUUUCAUGAUA